AUGUCCGAGCUUGUUCGCACUUUGCCUGCCUCCUGGUACUGCAGCCAGCCGUUAUAUCAGAUGGAGCGGCGGGCUGUCUUUCUCAAAUCCUGGUACUUGCUCGGCCCAGUCACCAGAUUCCAGGUUGUGGGCGAGCAUGUUUCAUACGAGAUUGCGCAGCGGUCUGUCUCCGCUGUUCGCACUUCAGGGGAGACUCUGAACCCCGUGGAUGAGGAGCUGAAGGUUGUCUGCGCGAAAACCGGUAAAGAACUGCGCAGUCAUCUCACCCCCACUGGACUCCUCUUCUCAACUAUCUCCGACGAUGCUCCUAGUUUCCAUGAAUUCUUCCCAGAGCUCGAGGAGCUGCUCGGUAAAGUCGACUUCACUAAACUACCGCACCGUCGGAGCAUCAACUAUGAAGGCCGGUUUAACUGGAAGACCAUGGUCGACGGAUAUCAAGAGUGUCUACACUGCCAAUACACUCACCCGUCUUUCUCCAAAUACUAUCCGCCGACCUUCUACACCGUGCGCAACAAGCACAAUUUCUCGCAGCAUAUCGCAGACCCAAAUAAGUCAGAUGACGGUCUAUUCCUGUACUUCUUUCCCAACUGCACGCUGAAUGUCUAUGGUGGUGGCAUGUCCUGCUUCAGAGUAUGCCCGACCGCUGACCCGCAGGUCACCCGGAUGGAAUUUGACUACUUCCAUCUUGAAUCUGGAGACAAGUUCGAAGAAUACUUCAAAUUCGUGCGCCAAGUGGCUAUGGAAGACUUCGAGCUCUGCGAGAAGGCCCAGAGCAAUCUGGCUAGGGGGGUUUAUCACGAGGGAAUUCUGAACCCAAACAAGGAGAAUGGCGUGUCUUACUACCAGAGACGGGUGUUUGAUAUGGUCUGCGAGCAGCAUGAGUUUGACAGGACUGCCAAGGCAGCGAAAGAGUCAGGACUGGAGGAGCAUGUCGCGCCCUCCAUGGUUCAAAUGGCAGCGUAG
Molecule: messenger RNA, 963 nt
Organism: Penicillium roqueforti
Lineage: Eukaryota; Fungi; Ascomycota; Eurotiomycetes; Eurotiales; Aspergillaceae
Product: aromatic ring-hydroxylating oxygenase subunit alpha
Exons: 5
Coding region: 1-963 (320 amino acids)
Molecular function (GO): iron ion binding; 2 iron, 2 sulfur cluster binding
Source: RefSeq, a predicted model, not a curated record